Molecule: messenger RNA, 1903 nt
Organism: Cyprinus carpio (common carp)
Lineage: Eukaryota; Metazoa; Chordata; Actinopteri; Cypriniformes; Cyprinidae
Product: antiviral innate immune response effector IFIT1-like
Biological process (GO): defense response to virus
Cellular component (GO): cytosol
Molecular function (GO): protein binding
Source: RefSeq, a predicted model, not a curated record
CUUUAUCAGAGCAAUAGGUGGAAAUUGAAACUUAGCUCGCUUCUGUCCCAAAAUUAGGUAACCUAGCCUUCCCUAUAAAAACCCUCCCCAGCUACUAUGUUUAAUCAGACUGCGUUUGGAUGAGGAUCUCAGAUUUGUAGAAGGAAUGUCUGAGGACAAGCUUAAACUGUUGUCCUGCCACUAUACUUGGGACUUGCAAAAGGAAGAUGGUGACCUUAACUUUCUCGAAGUUAAAGUUCGUGAAAGACUGGCAGUGAAAUGCGAGUAUAGAGGAAACCUGAAACAAAGAGAAUUCAAUUUUUUGGCCUUUAUUAAACAUUUACAAGGAUUUAACGAUGAGGCGCUUAAGAACCUGCAACUAGCAAAGAAGGAACAUCCGGACGAUGACAGCAAUGUGAUUGUGACGUAUGGAAACUUGGCCUGGGUGCACAGUCUCAUGGGCAACGUGACUGAAGCUGAGACUUACAUAGAGAAAGUACAUGAAAUCCUUAGAGCUUUGCCUGCACCGUCUCCAGCAGAGUCUCAAAGAGAAGUUCAGAGCGAAAAAGCCUGGUCACUUCUCAAGUUUUCAAGAAAGACCUACAUCAGGGCCAAGGAGAGUUUCCUUGAAGCUUUACAGAAAGAGCCGGAAGACAAGGAAUGGAACACAGGCCUUGCCUUUUCUCUGUUCCGUCUGGAGGGACUGAAGAUUGGCCAAUAUAAGCGUGUACGGUUUGAAGAGUCUCCUGCUGUGCUGCAGUUGAAGAAAGCUCUGAACCUGGACCCAGACAAUGCAAUGAUCCAUGUGUAUCUGGGGCUUAAGUGCUACAAGAGCACAAAGAACGGAAAUAAUGCAGAGGCAUGGCAAUACAUGACGCAAGCACUCACGAUGGCUCCAGAUAACCUCAGUGUGGUUUUGCAUGUUGCCAGAUUCAUGAAGAAAGAGCAGUUUUAUGACAAGGCCCUGAAAGUGUUGCUGGAAAUGCUGAAGAAAGCGCCAGACUCGUCACGUUUACAUCAUGAGCUUGCCAACAACUACCGCUGGAAAGCCAUGCAGAUGAAUGACGCACACAAUCCGGAGCUGCUGGGCCUUUGCAUUCACCAUUUAGAGAGGGGCACCACUCUAAACCCAGGCUACAUAUACCCACGGCUGGAGUUAGCGCUGAGGUAUGCAGAACAAAAGCAGAUGGCGAAAGCAGAGCAGAUGUUCACGGAGCUGUUUGCCCUUCCUGACCUGAAGCCAGCUGACCGUCAAGCCUGGCAUCGUAUGUAUGGGGAUUUCAAACAGUACAGGUUGGGCUCAGAGAGAGCUGCGGUUGAGCAUUAUAAACAAGGAAUGAUGCUGGGGCGAGUGUCCACCGAAUGGAACGCGUGCAGAAACAGACUGAGGAAAAUCCUUCAGCAUGACAGACGCGACACAUAUGAGAUCCGGACGCUCUUUCAUUCCUUCAGAACAGAGAACCAAGAUUAUUAAAAGAGAUCAAAUUAAUCUCUGUUCAAGUUCCUGUCGUAAACUUCAGUCAUGUAAUAACCAUAUAGUAAUAGUUCUGCUGUUUCCUUUUUGAUCCACUGAGUGUUAGCAGAGUUAAAUAUAAGUGUAUUAUUUUUACAGUAUAUAAUCUGUUUUUCCAAAUGUUUAUUAUAAUCAAUUAAUUGUCAGGUAGAUGACAACAACCAGAAAUUUGUGUAAAGACAUUAACAUAAUAUAAUCUUUUCAAGUUAAACCUCAAUUUGUACACUCAUUGUAUGCGUUAUGUAAUGCAGUUUUUCAUGAUGAUUUUUUCCCCCUUUAUGCCUCUUUACGAUGCACUGGUGACUGUAUGAAUCUGAAUUUUAAGGAAAUAAUGAAAAUUAUCAGUGGUUUUAGUUGUUCCAACAUCUAAAAUAUGAUGAAUUGUGUUGAUAAAUUAACAUGACAACUGUU